Acanthosepion pharaonis is the source of this 3375-nucleotide messenger RNA. NCBI's taxonomy places the organism in Eukaryota, Metazoa, Mollusca, Cephalopoda, Sepiida, Sepiidae. The record is from the annotation of a GenBank genome assembly.
AUGCUAAUAUUUUUAUCUAUCUAUCUAUCUAUCUAUCUAUCUAUCUAUCUAUCUAUCUAUCUAACUAUCUAUCUAUCUAUCUCAUUUUACAACAUAUCAAUCUCAAUGGGUUAUUUAAUACCGACAAAAUGUUUAUUGCUGGUAAUAUCUUUUUCAUCUAUCUAUCUAUCUAUCUAUCUAUCUAUCUAUCUAUCUAUCUAUCUAUCUCGUAUUGCAAAAUAUAUUACCAUUAUCUCUUUAUCCCUCUCUUUCAUAUCUUUGGCUUUCUCUUUCAUUCAUUUUUCUUUCUUUAUCCGUCUCUUUUAUUUAUCUGUCUUUAUCUUUCUCCUUCAUUUAACACUCUUUCUUUAUGCCUCUCCUUCAUUGCUGUGUCUUUCUUUUUCAUCUAUCCCUAUUUAUUUAUCAGCCUCUUUCAAUGCACUGUCCUUUUCUUUCUCUUUGAUUUAUCUCAUUUUAUUAAUCUCACCCUUUCAUUUAUCUUUCUCUUUCUCUUUCAUCUAUCUCACUUUCUUUAUCACUUUCUUUCAUUGUUCUGUCUUUAUCUUUCUUUUUUUUUAUUCACCUCUUUUUAUUUAUCUCUCUAUUUCUCUCACUUUCUCUUUUUCUAUCAUUGACCUCUAUUUCUUUACCUCUCGCUUUCAUUUAUCUGUCUUUUUCUUUCUCUGUCAUUUAUCUCUCUCGAGUAUAUUCACGUCUUUUUCUUACCCUUUCAUUUUUAUCUCUUUCUUUAGGCUUUCAUCUCUCUGCCUUUCUCUUUCUCUUUCAUUUAUCUUUCUUUCUUUAUUCCUCUCCUUUCUUUCUCCGUCUUUCUUUCUCUUUUAUUUAUCUCCCCUUUCUUAUUCCCCUCCUACAUAUCUUUGUCUUUCUCUUUCAUUUAUCUCUCUUUCUUUAUCCCCCUCUUACAUUUCCCCGUCUUUUUUCUUCUCUUUUCUUUAUGUCUCUUUCUUUAUUACUCUCUGUCAUUUCUCUGUUUCUCUCUUUCUUUUUCAUUUAUCUUUCUUUCUUUAUCCCUCUCAUUUCUUUCUCCGUCUUUCUUUCUCUUUUAUUUAUCUCCCCUUUCUUAUUCCCCUCAUACAUAUCUUUGUCUUUCUCUUUCAUUUAUCUCUCUUUCUUUAUCCCCCUCUUACAUUUCCCCGUCUUUUUUCUUCUCUUUUCUUUAUGUCUCUUUCUUUAUUCUCUCUGUCAUUUCUCUGUUUCUCUCUCUUUAUUUUUCAUUUUCUUUCUUUCUUUAUCCCUCCUUUCUUUCUCCGUCUUUUUUCUUUUAUUUAUCUCCUUUCUUUUAUUCUCCUUUCUUUUCUUUUCUUUCAUUUUUCUUUCUUUACCCCCCCCUUACAUUUUCUUUUUCUUUUCUUUUCUUUAUGUCUCUUUCUUUAUUACUCUCUGUUCUUUUUCUCUGUUUCUCUUUUUCUUUUUUCAUUUAUCUUUCUUUCUUUAUCCUUUAUUUCUUUCUCCGUCUUUUCUCUCUUUUAUUUAUCUCCCUUUCUUUUCCCCUUUAUCUUUGUCUUUUCUUUAUUUAUCUCUCUUUUUUUUAUUACAUUUCGUCUUUUUCUUCUGUUUCUGUUUCUUUUUUAUUUAUCAUUUCUCUGUUUUCUUUUUCAUUUAUCUUUCUUUCUUUAUCCCUCUCCUUUCUUUCUCCGUCUUUCUUUCUCUUUUAUUUAUCUCUCCUUUCAUAUUCCCCUCCUACAUAUCUUUGUCUUUCUCUUUCAUUUAUCUCUCUUUCUUUACCCCCCUCUUACAUUUCCCCGUCUUUUUUCUUCUCUUUUCUUUAUGUCUCUUUCUUUAUUACUCUCUGUCAUUUCUCUGUUUCUCUCUUUCUUUUUCAUUUAUCUUUCUUUCUUUAUCCCUCUCCUUUCUUUUCCGUCUCCGUCUUUAUUUUCUCUUUCUUAUUUAUCUCUUUGUCCUUUCUUUUCAUUUAUCUCCUUUACCCCCCUUUACAUUUAUCUUUUUUCUUCUCUUUUCUCUCUUUCUUUUUACUCUCUCAUUUUCUGUUUACCCCCUUUCAUUUAUCAUUUCCCCUCUCCUUUUUUUUUCUUUCUCUUUAUUUUCUCUUUCUUUUCCCCUUUAUCUUUGUCUUUCUUUCUUUUUAUUACUCUCUGUCAUUUCCCCGUGUUUUUUUCUCUGUUUCUCUCUUUCUUUUCAUUUCAUUCUCUCUGUUUUUUUUCUUUUUCAUUUAUCUUUUCCUCUCCUUUCUCCUUCUUUCUUUCUCUUUUAUUUAUCUCCCUUUCUUAUUCCCCUCCUACAUAUCUUUGUCUUUCUCUUUCAUUUAUCUCUCUUUCUUUACCCCCCUCUUACAUUUCCCCGUCUUUUUUCUCUUUUCCUCUCUGUCAUUCUCUAUUUCUCUCUUUCUUUUCAUUUAUCUUUUCUUUCUUUAUUUAUGUCUUUUCUUUUCUUUUAUUUAUCUCUCCUUUCAUAUUCCCCUCCUACAUAUCUUUUGUCUUUUUCAUUUAUCUCUCUUUCUUUACCCCCCUUUACAUUUCCCGUCUUUUUUUUUCUUUUCUUUAUGUCUCUUUCUUUUAUUUCUGUCAUUUCUCUUUUCUCUUUCCUUUCAUUUAUCUUUCUUUCUUUAUCCUCUCCUUUCUUUUCUCCGUCUUUUUUUCUUUUUUAUUUAUCUCCCUUUCUUAUUCCCCUCCUACAUAUGUUUGUCUUUCUCUUUCAUUUAUCUCUCUUUCUUUACCCCCCUCUUACAUUUCCCCGUCUUUUUUCUUCUCAUUUCUUUAUGUCUCUUUCUUUAUUACUCUCUGUCAUUUCUCUGUUUCUCUCUUUCUUUUUCAUUUAUCUUUCUUUCUUUUUUCAUUUAUCGUCUUUCUUUUCUUUAUCCCUUUCUUAUUCCUCUCUUUUCUUUUGUCUUUUCUUUCGUCUUUCUUUUCUUACAUUUCUGUCUUUUUUUAUCUCCUUUUAUGUCUUUUUUAUUCCUCUGUCCUUUUCACAUUUGUUUGUCCCUCUCCUUUCAUUUAUCGUCUUUCUUUUCUUUUAUUUACCCCCCUCUUACAUAUGUUUUCUUUCUCUUUUCAUUUAUCUCUCUUUCUUUUCCCCUCUUAUAUUUCGUCUUUUUCCUUUCUUUUGUCUCUUUCUUUAUUACUCUCUGUCAUUUCUCUGUUUCUCUCUUUCUCUUGCAUUUAUCUGUCGUUCUUUAACUAUGUCUUCGUUUCUAUUAGACUUUCAAUAUCACCUUCGUUAUUUAUCUCUUUCUCUCUCUCUCUCUCUCUCUCUCUGUCUGUUCGUUUCUCUUUAUAUAUGUCCAUAUCUUUCUUUAUCUCUGCCUUUUCCCACGAACUCGCUUUAUCAAUUCUUUAUUACUGUUUUUCUUUUCUCUCUAUCUCUCUCGCUCUCUUUUUCUAUCUAUCUAUCUAUCUAUCUAUCUAUCUAUCUAUCUAA